AUGGCCGAGGUUCGGCAGAUGUGGUUCAUUGCCGUGGUCGUGAUCUGUUUGAACUACGCCGGCCUCCCGAACGUUCCGCUCAUGCGCCUGGCUUCCGGGGUCGCGCCGCCUGGUCGUGUGGGAGAGGCGCUGAGCUCCAUCGGCAUUGCAGCCCAGCUUGCCAGCCUCAUCGGCAAUAUUGCCGUGGCGGUUCUGAACCGAUGGCUCAUGAGCACGGAUCUUUACGAUCCCCUCUGGAUCUACUAUCCUGCAUGCGGCAUGCUCUCGCUGUGCGCGAUCAUCCCGCUGAUCGGGACUCCUGGUGGCGGUUGGGGUUCCGCAAGCGGUGACCUGCAGGAACAGUUCAUGGCUGUCGUUUAUGCGCACAAGGCGAUGCAGCGAUGGAAGAAGGAGGUGGCGCGUCGACGGGAACACGGCGAGUUGAAGCCAAGACCCUAA
This is a messenger RNA of Symbiodinium sp. CCMP2592, 438 nucleotides long. The record is from the annotation of a GenBank genome assembly. NCBI's taxonomy places the organism in Eukaryota, Dinophyceae, Suessiales, Symbiodiniaceae.